This is a messenger RNA of Elgaria multicarinata webbii, 2651 nucleotides long. It is a transcript of the gene PIGS, whose product is annotated as phosphatidylinositol glycan anchor biosynthesis class S. The transcript is spliced from 12 exons. Gene Ontology annotation, biological process: attachment of GPI anchor to protein. NCBI's taxonomy places the organism in Eukaryota, Metazoa, Chordata, Lepidosauria, Squamata, Anguidae. Gene Ontology annotation, cellular component: GPI-anchor transamidase complex. Bases 37 to 1719 code for a protein of 560 amino acids. The record is from RefSeq and is a predicted model, not a curated record.
ACCUGUGCUCGCUCGGGUAGACUUUCGGGAGAGAGGAUGGCGGCCGAGGCCGGCGCCGUUGCAGCCAUGGAUGCGGCAGAGAAGGCACGAGGGAAAUAUGCUGCCCUCUCCUUUGCUGCCAUUGCCAUCGUGGUGGGGCUGCCGCUGUGGUGGAAAACGACGGAGACAUACCGCGCCUCACUGCCCUAUUCCGAGAUCGCCGAGCUGGACACGCUCCUGUUCCAGCUGACGGUGCCCAUUUCAGUCGUGUUCGCCAAAGGGGUCCUGCCUGGAGUCGAGGAGGGCAAACUCCCGUUUCGGACCACACAGGUGGCGGAGAUCCCCAUGAACUCCAAGACCAGCGUGACGGCCCGCUACGAGGUCUCCUUUCGCUGCGCCACUUCUCAGGAGGAAACCAUCCUGUCGCAGGCCUCUGUGCAAGAGGCGGACGACCAGCUGCUUCCCACCGAAGGGAUGCCGGCGGGCUCGCUGGCAGUCUAUGUGAUCCCACAGAGCUCUCUCCUCCUGCCACAGGAGGCGACUGUGUACCUCGGCAAGCACCGCAGCGCCAUCCUCAGGGGCCUUCGGGGCGCGGAAGACACGCUGGUGUCGGUGGCCGCCCAAGUACAGCAGCUGGCCCGGGCCAUGUCGUUCACUCCUGAGUCUGUGGCGGAAGCGUUGGCCGACCGCGUCCUCAUUGGCCUGCCAGGCGCCGAGUGGAAGCGCCCGUUCAAGUCCAGCUUGGGCUACGAGAUCACCUUCAGCUUGCUGAACCCCGACCCAAAAUCCCACAGCGUCCACUGGGACAUCGAGGGGGCCGUCCGGCGCUACGUGAAGCCCCUUCUGGACAAGCUGAGCCCGGUGGCCGAGUUCUCCGUGGACUCGCAGAUCCUCUACUAUGCCGCUCUGGGGGUCACACCACGCUUUGAUGCUCCAUCCUCCAGCUACAUCCUGAGCGCCCACAGCCUCCCGCACGUCAUUAACCCCGUGGAAGCCAGGCUGGGGUCCAGCGCCGCCUCGCUUUACCCCGUCCUCAACUUCCUCCUCUACGUGCCGGAGCGCUUCCAUUCGCCGCUCUACAUCAAGGGCAAGGACGGGGCCACUGCCGUGCCCAGCAACGCUUUCCACAGCCCCCGCUGGGGUGGGAUCAUGGUGUACAACGUCGGACCUGACGGUGCCAACGAGACCUCCCUGCCCAGGAGGGUGGAUGUUGACACGGUGCAGGUGAUGGAGGUCUUCCUGGCCCAGCUGCGGUUGCUGUUCGGGAUCUCUCCUGGGCCGCUGCCCGAUGGGGCCCUGCUGGGAAACCCCGGGAGCGAAGGCCUCGCCGACUGGGAGCUGGACCGCCUCCUGUGGGCCCGGACGGUGGAGAACGUGGCCACGGUGUCCACCACUCUGACCUCGCUGGCUCAGCUGCUGGACAAGAUCAGCAACAUUGUGAUCAAGGACGACGUGGCUUCGGAGGUGUACCGCGCCGUGGACUCGGCCCAGAAGGCGAUGCUGGAGCUGGAGCAGGGCAGCCUGAACUCUGCCUUCCAGGCCAGCAAGGCGGCGGUCACGUCCUCAGAGCGGGCCUUUUUUGACCCAUCCCUCCUGCACCUGCUCUACUUCCCCGAUGACCAGAAAUUCGCCAUCUACAUCCCGCUCUUCCUGCCCAUGGCCGUCCCCAUCCUGCUCUCCCUGGUGAAGAUCUUCCGGGAGAGCAGGCAGAACAAGAAGGUGCCGGCCAAAGUGGACUGAGCGCCCCCUACUCCUGCUGCCGACGGAGGACAGCUACUGAUGGUGACAGACUUCAGAUACUUGUCUUUCUGGGACAGUACCAAUCUUCAGCAGAAUUGAGAAGGGAAGAACAAAUACUUUGAGGGGGGAGAUAGAGGAGGGAGCAGUUUGCUGAUGAUUUUCUGCUGGGGUCCCUGCAGGGGGGGUCUUCCAUAGGAAAUAAGGGAGGCUGCUGAGUCUAUGGUGGGAAGUGGGAUUCCUUCCCUUCUAAAGAAGAGUGGGUCUCUGGUGUUGCCUCCCCACCGAGAAUUCCACCCCCUGUCCUGUUUGGUAGGUACUUUAAAAUAAAGGUGUUCCCCUUUUAUGGGGACGUGUGUUGGAACGAUGCGAUGGUAAUAAUUGCAUUCAUUUAAUUUUAAGCGCUUUUAUCCCACUCCUCUGCCCAAACGGUUCCGCUGGAGCAGCUAUCAGGCAGCCGAUAAAAACAAGACGGUCUCUGCCUGCGGGCUUGCGACCUAAAAAAAAAAAGACACCACCACACGAGAAAGAAGCGAAGAGGAGGGAAGAGGAAAAAUUUAAUGAGCUGCGCUUUCCUGUAGUUCUUGUUCCAGUGCAAUGGCAGGAGAGGUUCAGACGGUCUCUUUGAGCCCAGUUCUCUGCAGAAAGGUUUGGUGGUUGCAAGGCCCCCUCUGCUGUCAUUGCCAAUGAAGAAAUGGGGAGGGGACCCCCUCCCCCACUUUCCUCCAAUUGGCUUGAAGAGAUGGAAAGCUUCUAUCUUCUCUGUUCUUGGGUGAGCGAAGAGAGGAUGUCCAUGUGUUUGGAGCUCAGGUGACACAGUUGGUGUAUUGCUGUUUGCCUCCUUUAAAACAUAAAACGUUAAACCAUGUACGCCCCAGUGUAACAGAGGGGGAGCACGCAGACUGCAAAAUGUAAGAAUAUACUUUUUUUAAAAA